AUGCAUAUUUUUGUAUUCUUGAUGAUCGAAUUUUUCUAUCUUGUCAAUGGUCAGACUAUUCAAGAUACGGUUAUUUUGAAUAAAACAGCAAAAUCAAUUGAUCAAACAUGCAACAAUAUUCAUACUCUUCUUACUUAUCAACGAAAAAUUGUGAAUAUUCAUGUUACAAAAGAAGCUCCUGUUCGUAUCAAAAUCGAUAUGGAAUUGACAUCUCCACUUUCAUCAACAUCGAAACAUUCUUUCAGUGUGGAAGGAAUGGUCUGUCAUCAUGGUUUUGAUCGAAAUGCUGCACAAGCUGCUUGUCGAUCACAGAAGAAAAAUCUACAAAUGUUUUCACCAAAUUAUCAAUGGGAACCAUCAACUGAUGAUCUUUAUGAAAAAUGUUAUUUUCAAUUCAAUAAUGAUCCAUUUAUUGUUCCAUGUCAAUUCGUCUUAGAUAAUUUCAAUUGUACGGAUAAAGCAACGAGUCUCAAUGAUUGUACAUAUUCGUCAUUAUUUCAACAUCAAUGUACAAAUGAGAUGCACGUUGGAAUUAUGUGCUCAGGAAUUUAUGAACCUUCCGAAAUAACAACAACUACAAGUAUUCCUCAAACUCUCAAUUGUUCUACAACAACGUUUCUUGAUCGACAAUCAUAUCCAACAGGAUCAGGACCAACGUCAAUUGCACAAGCUGAUUUAAACAAUGAUUCGUACAUCGAUUUAGUUGUGACAAAUACGAACUCAUUCAAUAUUGGUGUAUUCAUUAAUAAUGGAGAUGGAACAUUUCAAGCGCAAAAUACCUAUGAAGUUCCUGGUAGAUCAGAAACUGUUAGAAUUGCUGAUUUCGAUCAUAAUGGUGUGCCUGACAUAGCCGUCUCAGCAUUUUUUACUAACACUAUCGACAUAUUUUCUGGAAUUGGUGAUGGGACAUUCCAACUAUCGAGAAAAUUAUCAACAGAUAAACAUCCGCAUACGAUGUUAACAGGCGAUUUCAAUGCGGAUAAUUUGAUCGAUAUUGUCGUUUCAAAUUUAUAUGGUUCAAGUGUUGGUAUAUUUUUGGCUAAUAGGAAUGGAACGUUUGAACAAAUGAAAUCUUAUCCUUCUGAUAAUCAAACUUAUUUAUUAGCAGUAGAAGAUUUUAAUGGAGAUAGAAAUAUUGACAUCUUAGCUAAAAGUCCUUCCGGUUUGUUUUAUUUACUGGGUGAUGGUCAUGGUACAUUCAAUUCGACAAAAGUAGAUUUCGGCACAAAAUAUGUUAAUGGUGUAGGAACUGGUGAUUUUAAUGGAGAUACUCAUUUAGAUUUGGCAAUUACAGAUGGACACAAUGUUCGCAUAUACAUUGGUUUUGGAAAUGGAACAUACAUUUUUAAACAAUCAUAUGCCACUGCUGUCAACGCGUGGGCAUUAGAUAUUCUAGUGACGGAUCUCAACGUUGAUCAUAAACUUGAUUUAGUUGUCCAAAACAGUCAAAAAGAUUUCAUAAGUAUAUGGUUUGGAAAUGGUAAUGCGACAUUUCAGAAGGAAAUCACUUAUCCACUAAGUUCACAUCUCGGUGGUCCAAUGAUUGUUGCCGAUCUCAAUAAAGAUUUUUUGCCCGAUAUAGCAGCACUAUCUGGUUGGAGCACUACUUCGUCUCUCAACAUCUUCUUGGCUAAAUGUGCUUAA
Adineta ricciae is the source of this 1644-nucleotide messenger RNA. Lineage: Eukaryota; Metazoa; Rotifera; Eurotatoria; Adinetida; Adinetidae. The record is from the annotation of a GenBank genome assembly.